Molecule: messenger RNA, 5089 nt
Organism: Colossoma macropomum (tambaqui)
Lineage: Eukaryota; Metazoa; Chordata; Actinopteri; Characiformes; Serrasalmidae
Gene: plekhg5a
Product: pleckstrin homology domain containing, family G (with RhoGef domain) member 5a
Exons: 13
Coding region: 846-3710 (954 amino acids)
Biological process (GO): endothelial cell migration; Rho protein signal transduction
Cellular component (GO): plasma membrane; axon; endocytic vesicle
Molecular function (GO): guanyl-nucleotide exchange factor activity
Source: RefSeq, a predicted model, not a curated record
GUGCCUUGUCAGCAUGUUCAGUGGAAGACUACAGAAAGCUGCAGUAAACUGUUCAUGAAAAAUCUUACCCGGAAGGUCAGGCUUUCACAGAAACUACAGCAGACGCCUGUUUACAUUCAUUUGUGAUCAUUUUGCUGCUAUGGGAGAUAAUAACCAUCACUGAUAUGUGUGAUUGGCUCUGCUGUGGUAACAGUGUACCGCUGUUAGCUUUUGUGUUGUAAGGGUUUUGUAAGUGCUUUGGUCCAUUGUGCCACUGAGGUAGGGAGGUCAGAAGUUUGCUGUGCCGUGCUGUACCCGGAAGGGCUUAUGUAACCUGCCAGAAAGGUGAGUGCACAGCCAGGCUGGGGGAGAUAGGACACAGUGCCAGAGUGUGAGAAAAUCAGGAGUGGUGCCGUGUGUCGUCCUGGCAGCAGAUGGCCUGAGUGGCAGAGAGGGCUGGAGGAGCGCCAGAAGCUAUUCACCACUCCCACCAGCCCUGGGACAGGGGUCAAAGGACACAGUGCUGGAGGCGGAUUGCUAUACGAUGGGAUUGAGAGCCCCAAACACCAAAGAAGGAACACAUUUCGAAGAGCUUUGGGGACUGAAAUGAAAUCGGUUGUUACCCUUGAUAAUGUUUCAGAGUGUUUGGGUUUGCAAUUUAGCAGUGCAGACUAUGGAUGUAAACUGUUAGGAUUGAAGAAGAACAAAUCGUCUUUGAUCCUGUUGCACUGUCCAGUCCUGUUGUGUAGCAAAUAAAAAUAGUUGACCAAGAAAAUAGCAACCAGUACAACUUGAUUUGUGGAGUUCAGCCAUUUGCUCCAUUUCUUGUUUUUGUACAUGCGAAAGCACUUUUUGGUGUUGUGGAAAUGCCAAAUUUCCGUCAGAGGACGUGGCAUGUGCCCAGCGUUGCAGCCCAUCCGGAGAGGCCUGAGGGGAUGCUAACCUACUACAGCCCCCUGAGCGAGUUCCCUUUGUCACAGACCCACAGGCCACAGACCCUGGGGCUGGUGGCCGCCCGCGUUCAGCGAUUCGAGGCCGGGAUGACCCUUCCUAUCAGCUCCGUGUCUGUGGGCUCCCCCUCCCCUACAAGCUGCCCUUCUGAUCUACCAGGACAGACUAAACAAGGAAACAAGGGUCAAGCGCGUCGGCGGAAGAACAUGACAGAGUUCUUGGGUGAUGCCAGCAUCCCCGCUUCAGACUCUGUCUCCCAGCUGAGCGGUUCUCUCCCAAACUCUGCCACGGGAGCUGACCGGUGGAAGAACCGGGCAGCCAGUCGCUUCAGUGGCCUCUUCAGCUCUGGCUCGGGCAACGGCUCUGUUGGCAAGGAGUGUGAUCGUGUAGAGCAGUUACAGAGUAAACUUCACUCCUACACUGUGUUCGGACUACCUAAAAUGCCUCAGCAACUCUCCUUCCACAGAGAUUCCUGGGAGGAGGAGCCUAAUCUAGAGCUAGAGGAGAGCUGGAAAGAGUUACUGGAGAACCCUGAGAUUUUACCCAAACGACAGUGUCACCAGCAGGAAGCAAUUUGGGAACUUCUGCAGACAGAGUCGGACUACAUUAAGAAAUUGCACGUCAUCACUGAUUUGUUCCUCUGUGGGCUGUUGAACCUGCAGGAGAGUGGACUGCUGAGUGAGGUUGAGCCUGCUCGUCUUUUUGGGAACAUUCAGGAAAUUGUUCUACUGCACACUUCACUGUGGACUGAGGUCUUGCUGCCCAUGCUGGAGCGGGCCAGACAGAAACACACCCUGCUUGACCCUAUGGACCUGCAUCAGGGAUUUAGCACUUUUAGUUACAGAUUUAAGCCAUACAUCCGUUACUGCAUGGAGGAAGAGAGCUGUAUGGAGUACAUGCGCACUUUACUGAAGGACAACGAGCUGUUCAGGAUCUAUGUGACUUGGGCAGAGACCCAUAAGCAGUGUAGCCGGCUGAAGCUGACCGACAUGCUAGUAAAGCCUCACCAGAGACUUACCAAGUACCCACUGCUUCUGAAGAGUGUGCUGAAAAAGACUGAUGACCAGGGAGCACGAGAAGCCAUCAAUAGAAUGGUUGGUGCAGUGGAAGGCUUCAUCAACAAUGUGGACUCUCAAAUGAGGCAACGAGAAGAGAAACACAAGUUGGCAGCCAUUGCUAGCCGCAUUGAGGCCUAUGAAGCCGUGGAAGGCGCUAGCGAGGAGGUAGAAAAGAUCCUCAAGGAGUACAAUCAGUUCGACCUGACUGCUCCAGUGAUGGGUGCCUCACCAGAGGAGACACGGCAACUUCAUCUGGAGGGAGCACUGAGGAUGAAGGAGGGAAAGGAGAGCAGGAUGGACGUGUACUGUUUCUUGUUCACGGAUGUACUGUUGAUCACCAAGCCAGUGAAGCGUGUAGAGAAGGUGAAGGUGAUUCGCCAGCCGCUGGUCAUUCAGAACGUGGUCUGCAGGGAGCUGAAGGACCCAGGAGCCUUUCUCCUCAUCUACCUUAAUGAGUUCCGCACUGCUGUGGCCUCCUAUUGCUUUCAGGCUAACAGUGCUACACAGGGACGCAGCUGGGUGGAGGCCAUCUACAAUGCUCAGUAUCAGCUUGAGAGACUUCGCUCUGAAUCGCGGAGGGAUGAGAGAGAUGAAGAGGAAGAGGACGAGACAGAAAGCAGCAUGUCCACAUCCAGUUCCCCCUCUCUGCAGCAUAAAGAACCACUAGGCAAGAGCCUUUCUCUCUCACCCAGCCAUUCGGAUGGGUCCACCGAGACCCUCUCGGUAGUUGCAAUAGACGAGCAAGACGAUGUAAGAUCCUCGUUGCCACUGGAGACAGAGCCGGCGUCUCUCAGAGGCUCACUGCACUCUGAUUCGUCAAGCCCACGCGACUCCUUUUCCACCAAUGACAGCCAAGCUCUGGAGGGGCUGAAUGAUCUGGUUGCCAUGGAGCUGGAUCCAGAGAGUCGUUCUCUGUCUAUAGACAGUGCCUAUGGAACCCUCUCUCCUGAGUCUCUGAUUGCUGAGUUGGAGUUGAAGGGAGCGGUGGAGCAGAAUGAAGGAGAGGAGACAGAUACCGGGGAGGAAGAGGAGGCUUUUGAGGAACAUGAUGAUGCUGACAAUGAUGAUGACGAUGCAGACGAAGAGGACUCAACAGCCUGGAAUGGCUCUCAAGUUACUGUUAAUGAAUCAUGCACCUUGGACGAUCAUUCUAACCACUUGAAGGAGCAAGUGGAGGAAGCCGAGGAGAUGAAAAAUGUAACAAAUGGUUGUCAGGAUUUGGGUUUUCGCUCACUAACAUUGCGGCGCCGUUCUCCUGUCCAGCCCCGCCUGGACUACUUGCAGCACUUUGCCCUCAGGUCACGAUCUGAGGACGACCUACUCCAGCGACUCGCUGCACCGUUGCACUCAGGAGCAAUCUGGAGUGACAGGAGCAGCCGCAACAUCAGCAAGAGCCUGUCACAGCUAUCCAAACAGGUGCAGUACAGCAGCGAGCACCUACGGGUAGAGGAGGGGCAGCCAAUACAGAACCCCAUCACUGUGCCCGACAAAGUCAUGAACACUUUGAUGAGAGCAGAGUCUCAGCUCAUGCACAGGGCCCUGAGGUGUCCUAAUGGCCAGGUCGAGAGUGAGAGAACAUCAACCAGUGGUGCUUUGGAAGAAAAGGGUGACAUGAUGGCAUUCCAGCAGCAUCACCAGCAUAGGAAGCUGACCAGAGCUCAGCUGCAAAGGAUACGCACUACCAUGGUGCUCAACUCCACACUCACUGCCUCGGAGGUAUAGUGUCCGAGGGAGCUUAAGCACAUGCCAUUAGCUGGUCUAUUGGUGAUCUGUACGUUGCACCAACACCGUCACCGGUAUCAACAGCAGGGAUCUCUGUAGCUGUCCAAGAGGAUAAGAACUUAAGAAUGAUGGAUCUCAGUGGAAUGCUUUCAGCAACACGUCACUGAAAGUUCAUCACAUCAAUGAUAACGUUCUUCCAAAGUCUUUUUUCAAAGUUGUGGUUUGGUUUUGUAUGAAGAUAAAACCUACUAAAAAAAGAAAAUACAUUGGAAAGAGGAAAAUAACUAUGUUUUACAUUGUAGCAUAAACCUUACCUUCGAAGGGCUAAAUAGAACUUUUUGUGGUCUGGACCCCAUUUGCGGACUACUCAAAAUCAUGCUAUCCAUCAAGGCCAUUAAGAUGAAAGCAUUGUAUGUUUUUCUAUCUUAAGGGUACACCUCCAAAGCCUCAUAAAUUAUUUAUCAAAAAAAUGCACAUUUGUGUAUAAAGGCAGUGUUCCAGGUGACCUCGCAUCAUGUAACUUGCUGUAAUCAGGGAGUUUAUUUACUUAAGGAUGAGGCUUGCAUAGUUUGUACCUCAGUUGAAGCUUACAUUCCAUUGUGGAGCUGCAAAAGUGCAAGAGGUAACAAAGUCUUGUGCUGACAAGUUGCGAGUGUAUAAGCUCAAGUUUAUUUUUUUUUUAAGUCAUCCUCUUUGAUCUGUGAUGACAGUCAUUCUUCUUCUUUAUUCCACAUUGAAGUGCACUUGAAAAAAAAAAAAACAAUCACAAAUAAAAUCUGAAGAUAAAGAGCAAAUGAAUAAACACAGAAAAACAUUUACAUUUCUUGGAGAUGACCAAGUCAAGGGUAGAUGUAUUAAAGCUGUAGAGUUAUACUGCCCCUUGUGGGUGUCUAACAAUAUUGAAAGCUUUUGUGAGCAUAGCAUGAUUGAUCCACUUAACAAUAAUCAUCAAAUUAUUAAUCAAAACCAAAUAGUUUUUCAAACUACCUUCAGAGAGACUAAAUGUCCCUAAAAUUGAUAAAGAGCUUCAAGACCUAAGGGAAAAACACAAGAAAAGGGAGACAAAACAUUAGAUGUUUGGCUUAUACAAACAUUUCAGAGACAUUUGUGGGCCACUUUUUGUUUAAUGUACUGUAAAUACAAUAUUUAUUGAGGCUUCAUUGUUUAUCGAAAAAAUAUCUCUAUUGUUAGGUUCUGAUUGUUUUUCAUUAUUGUUUGAAAUAUCAGCAUGUAGCAUUGUUUUUUCACCUUUUUGACAAUGAAAAAUAAGAGCUGAAUCCAUAUCCCUUUGUCUUAGGUUUUGAUCCUUAUCAGUUUAUUGCUGAUAUGCGUCCUACUGCAUUGACUUACAAAUAAAAUGAUUAAGCUGCCAAGAUCCA